AUGGGAAAAACAGAAUCGAAAGUGGGAGAAGGAAUCUGGUCCAGAGUUCUCGUCGCCGUGCUCGGUGGAGAACGAACCGUAGAAUCGUCUCGCCGUUGCUCCAACGAAUCAGUAAGAGCAUCGAUGGAGGCCUUCGUCGAAGCCGCAAGAGCAGCAAUGGCGCUCUUCAGAUCCCGGUGUUAUGAGUCCAUCUGCUGUUUGAUAGCCGCCAUUUGA
Molecule: messenger RNA, 216 nt
Organism: Linum trigynum
Lineage: Eukaryota; Viridiplantae; Streptophyta; Magnoliopsida; Malpighiales; Linaceae
Source: the annotation of a GenBank genome assembly